Molecule: messenger RNA, 1842 nt
Organism: Fonsecaea multimorphosa CBS 102226
Lineage: Eukaryota; Fungi; Ascomycota; Eurotiomycetes; Chaetothyriales; Herpotrichiellaceae
Exons: 4
Coding region: 1-1842 (613 amino acids)
Biological process (GO): transmembrane transport
Molecular function (GO): transmembrane transporter activity
Source: RefSeq, a predicted model, not a curated record
AUGCUCGCCACAAGCCGCAGUCCCAAGCCUCUUACUCCUUCAUCGCGCAGCCCGCAGUCUGAACCCAAAGAAACACCCUCUCCCACCGAUACGACACAGUCCAUCAUGAUCCAACAAGAGCAGGAGGCUAAAGAGAGAGUCGGCCUCAUCAAGGAGACUCCUCCGAAAUGGAAGCCAUCGAGAACAGAAGCUCUGGUCAUGGUGACCUUGGCCAUCAUCUCCUUGAUGGUCAGCCUCGACGCCACUGUUAUUGUCACUGCCCUGUCGACAAUCGUCCAGGCCCUGAAUGCCACAUCCACCCAAGGGUUUUGGAUAGGUACUUCCUAUCUCCUUGUCGUGGCGGUGACGAUGCCAUUCACAGCCUCCAUCAGUGAUAUUGUUGGACGUCCUCAGACCCUCUUCACUGUCUUGUUGAGUUUCACCGUCGGCACCAUUCUUUGUGCCACCGCCCACAGCAUCGGCAUCAUGCUCGUUGGCCGUUGCCUGCAGGGCGUCGGCGGCGGUGGCGUCAUUAUCAUCUCCCUCGUCAUCUUUUCGGACAUUGUCCCUUUGCGAUUCCGCCCAAAAUACGUUGGCGUCCUUCAAGGAGCAUGGGCCUUGGGAAGCGUCAUUGGACCUAUCAUCGGCGGCGCCUUCGCCAGCCCGACUCGCUGGCGUUGGGUCUUCUCUAUGAUGUUGCCAUUUUGUGGUGUGGGGUUGGUCUUUGUGCCGCUCUUCGUGCGGCUCAGGCGUCCCGAGGCCACCCUGAAGGAGAUGCUGGGCCGUGUCGAUUGGAUCGGCGGGGUCCUCUUCAUCUCUUCCGCAACCAGCUUCCUCAUCGCCAUCUCGUGGGGCGGCACAACAUAUGCUUGGGAUCACUGGAGAACCCUGGUGCCCUUGUUGGUCGGCCUGGCUGGUCUGGUGGCCACCAUGAUAUGGGAACGAUUUGGCGCCAAAGAGACUGCAUUCUUGAGACAUUCGCUAUUCCACGUGUGGUCGGCCCAUGCCAUCUACUUUGGCGCUUUCGCCCAAGGCCUCAUUCUUUACGCACAGCUCUACUACAUCCCCUUCUUCUUCGAAUCUGCCAAACUCUAUUCUCCCAUCCGCACCGGCGUCUCCCUCCUGCCCGUACUGGUGACCCUGGUCCCGGCCUCUGUCAUCGUCGGCGCUGUCAUCACGCGGACUGCCAAGUUCCGGUGGGCUAUUACCACCGGCUGGAUCCUGGCGACGCUGGGCACGGGCUUGAGCAUCUCGUGGAACCGGGGCACUCACACUGCCGUGUGGGCGGUGGAGAUGGUGAUCCUCGGGUUCGGGCACGGGCUGAACCUCAAUGCGCUGAACACGGCAUCACAAGCAGCGUGCAAGCCCGGCGACGAAGGGCGAGCGGUCGGCAUGUACGCGUUCCUGCGCAGCUUCGGCAUGGCCGUCGGCGUCGGCGUCGGAGGAUCUGUAUUCCAGAACGUCAUGAAGUCCAAGCUCGCGUCUUUGGGCUUGCCCACCGACAUCGCCCUGCAAGCCGAAGCCUACUUGGAGAUCCUCAAGCAAAUGCCCGCCGACUCCCCACAACGCGCCGCCGCCAUCAGCGCGUAUAUCGCCGGUUUCCACGGCGUUUUCGGCUUCCUGACCGCCCUGGCGGGUGUGGCUCUUGUGGUUGGCCUCUUUGUCAAGCAUUUUGAGAUCAACAAGGAACUCAUCACCGAGCACACGCUGGUCAGCGACUCGCGCCUCAGCGGCUGGCGCCACUCGUACCAGGGCCAGAGCCACAGCCAGGCCGGCACUCACAGCGGGCAGUCGACUGCUCAGCACUCGCGCAUGCCCAGCCCGGAGCGCGGAAGCCAGCUGCUUGUCGCGGAGCAGGUCUAA